Harpegnathos saltator (Jerdon's jumping ant) is the source of this 4628-nucleotide messenger RNA. RefSeq names its product COPII coat complex component secretory 31 (gene Sec31). The record is from RefSeq and is a predicted model, not a curated record. Gene Ontology annotation, biological process: COPII-coated vesicle cargo loading; endoplasmic reticulum to Golgi vesicle-mediated transport; endoplasmic reticulum organization. The transcript is spliced from 13 exons. NCBI's taxonomy places the organism in Eukaryota, Metazoa, Arthropoda, Insecta, Hymenoptera, Formicidae. The coding region runs from base 1 to 3717 and encodes 1238 amino acids. Gene Ontology annotation, molecular function: protein binding; structural molecule activity. Gene Ontology annotation, cellular component: endoplasmic reticulum exit site; COPII vesicle coat.
AUGAAGAUUAAAGAGCUGCUGAAGACUGUGAAUGUGGCAUGGUCCCCGCCAGCUCAACAUCCUAUUAUGUUGGCUGCAGGAACAGCAGCACAACAACUAGAUGCAAGCUUCAGUACUUCUGCCAGUUUAGAUCUAUAUUCGUUGAAUUUGCAACAGCCAGGAUAUGAAAUGGAACUUCAAGCCAGUGUUCCCAGUGAUCAUAGGUUUCAUAAAAUUAUUUGGGGAUCAUAUGGAAAUAAUCCUGCUGGCAUAAUUGUUGGAGGUUGUGACUAUGGCACGAUAAAAAUUUAUUCUGCCUCAAAAUUGUUGGCCAAGGAAUCUAAUUGCCUAAUAAGCAGUCCUGACAGACAUACUGGUCCUGUCAGAGCAAUGGAUUUUAAUCCCUUCCAAGCUAAUCUAUUAGCCACAGGCGCAACAGAGAGCGAGAUUUAUAUUUGGGAUGUAGUUAAUACAAACACACCUAUGACACCUGGCUCCAGAAGCCAGCCACUAGAAGAUGUCCAAUAUAUUGCUUGGAAUAAACAAGUACAACAUAUUCUUGCAUCAACAUUUUCACAAUGUUGUGUUAUAUGGGAUUUAAGAAAAAAUGAGCCAAUAAUCAGAUUGACAGAUGCAAAUUCAAGGGUACGUUGGAAGGUUGUUCAGUGGCAUCCUGAUGUUGCGACACAACUGUGUUUAGCCUCAGAAGAUGAUCAGAUGCCUAUUAUUGAAUUAUGGGAUUUAAGGUUUGCAAUGUCUCCUCUGAAGACACUGCAGAAUCAUCAGCGUGGUGUUCUCUCAAUAGCAUGGAAUCCGCACGAUUCUGAUCUACUUUUGAGUUGUGCCAAAGAUAACAGAAUUUUAUGCUGGAAUCCUAACUCAGAUACACCAAAUGGUGAGGUGAUAUGUGAAUUGGCUCAAACAAAACAAUGGAACUUUGAUGUGUCUUGGUGCCCGAGACAUCCAGGAUUAAUUGCUAGUAGCAGCUUUGACGGUUAUGCUGUUGUUUAUUCCCUGUUGGGUGGACAGCAGCAAGCUUCUAUGGGACCGUCUAGCAAAAUAGUAGAUUCGUUCCCAGGAAUGGAUCCUUUCACUCAACUUCCGGCUACAGUACAAACUGAAAAAACAGCAAUAUUGACGAAAGCUCCCAAAUGGUUAAAGAGGCCAUUUGGAGCAUCAUUUGGAUUUGGUGGUAAAUUAGUGAUUUUCGAGAACCUACCUGCUGAUCCGAAUUUACCAGCAAACUCAAACAGAAAAGUUAUUGUAUCGCAAGUAAUCACACAACCCGGUCUUAUUCAACGUUCCAAUAACUUAGAAGCAACAUUAAAAACAGAACAGUAUGGCGAUUAUUGCAAAGGAAAGAUAGAUAGAUCCCUGGAUGAACAUACCAAGAAAAUCUGGAGCUGUGUCUGUGCUUAUUUUGGUGAAAAUGUGACGAAAAAUAUAUUGGAAUUAUUAGGCUACAAUAUUGACACAAUGAACAACAAACUGAACCAGUAUGUACCUCAGGAUGAUGUUAACAGUAUUAUAGAAGGCGUCUCCAAUCUCAAUAAUGUGCUGAACGGGAAUGUUUUAGACGGCAGUGCUGCAUUUGAUGCUAUUGCGCAAGAACAAAGUAAAAAAGUAGUCCCGUCAAACAAAUCUGCGGAUAACACUUUCACCAUAGAUACUUCCGAUGAUGAAGAUGGUCUUAUUACUCAAGCCAUCUUGUUAGGAAAUAUCGAGGCAGCCGUAUCUUUGUGCUUUGCCAACAAAAGGUACGCCGACGCCAUUAUCCUUUCGAUGGCUGCUGGCCCCGAGUUAUUAGCACGUACCCAGUACAGAUACUUUGUAGAACAUUCCAGUCCGUUAAAUUCUCUCAUUAAUUCAUUAGUUAGUGAGAAUUGGACAGAGGUUGUGAAGAAUAGCGACAUAAAGUGUUGGAAAGAAGUACUGAUUGGCAUAUUUACACAUUCCAAUGCACAAGAACGACCUGCUUUGUGCGAUAUGCUCGGCGACCGUUUGGCUUCGUGUGAGAAUUCCUUCCUCAAGAAGCAAGCGCAAAUUUGUUACAUUUGUUCUGGCAAUUUAAAUAAGUUGAUUGAAGUGACCGACACGGAUAUUCAAGAAGUGGUGGAAUUAGUUGUGAUAAUGCAAAAAGCUUUAGAAUUCCAAGGCAUCAGGGAUAUUCGGAUAGAGGAUAAAAUCGCUGCUACACUGUCCGAGUACGCGGAGAUGCUGGCGACGGAAGGCAAUCUAGAAGCUGCCUUGAAUUAUCUCGGAAACAGUCAAGAGCAGAAAAUUUCAAUGUUGAGGGACCGUCUUUGUAGGGCUUUGGGCUACAUACAGGAACAAAGGCACACCGCGAAGCCCGCAACUCAAAAUUAUUACGACCGAAGUCGUACUCUGUCACAGAGCUCGCAAAAUGCGUACAGUUCGCAACUGCAGCAACCGUUGCAACAUCAACAACAGCAGCAGCAGCAGCAACAGCAGCAGCAGCAACAACAACAGCGGCAGCAAACAACACCGGUGCAGAAUUGGAAUACGACUCCGCUGAAGCAGACAUACGGUACCACGACGAAUCAGUUCACGACCCAGCCGCCUCAGCCGUACGGGAUGCCACCGCCUCUUUCUCAACCUCAAACACAGUCUACGAUGUAUGAUCAAUAUCCCACAUCGCAUCCAUACAAUCAGGUCCCAACUGCUCAACCUCCGCCGCCGCCUCCGCCUACGUCCAGCUCCAGUCUGAGCGGCUCGAGACCGUCCAGUGUUGGACCUCAGUCGAGAUCGAAGUAUCUGAUAGAUCCGUCGGUGAAGUCCACGCCUUCGUACGGUCAGAGCGGUUUCCCGGGGCAGAAUCAAUUUUACAAUUCACAGCAAAUCUCGUCUGUUCCCGGUUAUCCUUCGCAAAAUCUUUAUCAACCGCAAGCUCCUGUGCCAGUUGCCACUUAUCCACCCAGUCAGCCAUCAAGUUUCACGAACAAUCCCAAGGAACCCGACCCUUACAAGCCGCUUCAGCCAGGCCCGAUGUUGCAAAGUGCACCUCAGACCCAGAUAUACGAGCCUGCUAGAUCCCAGCCACCUCCUCCGCCAACGCAGGCAUACGCAGGAAACGAGAACAUGUAUCAGAUGUCGUCACAAUCAUCCGGAUGGAACGAUCCUCCGAUCGGGAAAAGUUCCAGAGUACAGUCGAAAGCGGAAUUUCAAUCACAAAAUCCCAUUAUGCAUCCGUUGAGAAGCAAUCAGCCAGAACCGAACUUAUUAGCUCAAGAUAAUUUUUAUCAAGAUCCUCAUAAUGCACCUUACAACCCACAAUACGGGCAAAGCGUGCCGGCCGCUGCAUCAUUCAACAAACCGAUGGAGCCACUACAACCCGUAAUGCCUGCGAGGGUAGCCGAACCUGAGAAACCUAAAGCACCUAUUCCUGAACAACAUGUGCAAUUAAAAACGAUAUUGGAUGAAUUAAAAAAUCAAUGUUAUGAAAGUGCGAAGAAUCCGCCAAUCAAAAGAAAGUUAGAAGACGUGUCGAAGAAACUGGAGGUGCUAUAUGAUUGCCUUAGAGAGAAUAAGUUGUCCCAGAAUACUUUGCAAGGAUUACAUCAAAUAUCACAGAUGAUUCAAAAUGGCAAUUAUACAGGAGGAUUAGACUUACACACGCAAUUGGUGUCAGGACCAGAUUUUAGUCAAAUAGCUUCCUUUAUGCCUGGGAUUAAAGUAUUACUUCUAAGUGCCCUUCAACUGAGCGUCUACAUUAGAUAGAAUGCUCAAGGAUCGUACGCUAAGUUGUUUAUAUGUAUUCAUCAUGAUUUUUUUUUGUAAUUCUAAACAGCCUUAACGAGAGAGUUAUUUGUGCUACAUUAACUUUAUAUAACACUCAGUAUAUAUGUUAUAUGAGAUAUAAAAUAGAAUCACGAUGUAGGUAUAUAAUUAUAUAUCCUGUUAUUUGGUUCUCUCUGCAUGUUGUCACUCGCGUUUAAUAAUGUAAACUGAAAAAUAUGCCAAAAACUAUUGUUUAAUUGUUUUUUGGCAAUGAACAUUACAAUGUACGUGUACUCUAUAUAUUCAAAAAACUAAAAUAGAUUUUAUAACAAUUUUAACGAAUUAUUUAUUUUUUUUGAUUAAAGAUAAUCAUCCAAGUAAAAAGAAAGAUAUUCGGUAUGUAUAUCUUACAAAUUUAUCCUACGGAUAAUACGGAUGGUGACGUGCAAGAGAAUCAGUUUAUUUCAUAUACUGUAUGAAUAAGUCACGUAUAAUUUUCUGCUUAUACCGUAAUCAAAUAUGGCUAUUGAUCCAGAUGAUUCACGAGGAAUUACAUGAGAAUCAUAUUUUAUCUAGGCUAACUUUAUAUAAUUGUCAGUUAUCGAUUUUUUAUUGUUAAUGAUGUGUGUGAGAUAACGAGAUACUUACAGACGUCCGUAUAAAGAAUUUAAAGAUAGGAUGCUAACAGCAAUUUGUUUUAACAAUUCCAUAUGUAUAUAUUGUAACGUUAAAGUCGAUUAUGAAAUAAGUAAAAAUGAAGCAUCUCUUUUUUAAGUCUCAAAAUUCACACAAUCUAUUUAUUAUUAAUAUUAAUAUUUCGAAGUAAAUUAUGCGCACGGACAAUGGUCUUCUGUUCUCAUUUAAUGUGUAAAAUGGGAUUUUGCAAUAAAUAAUAGUGGCAUAUUCUUUAA